AUGAAGUUCGGCUCCGAGUUCCAAGAAGCUCUACGAAAAGAGGAAUUCCCAUCACAAUGGGUGAACUCGGCCAUCAACUACAAGAAGCUCAAGAAGUGUAUCAAACGAGUCAGGGAGGAGUUGCACAACCUUGGCCUUGAUCCUGAAACGCUUGAUGCUUUGUGGCAACAUGUAGGCACGAACGUCACAGACUCAUCUGCCAAUUCUGAGCAGCGGCUUCUGCAUUACCAGUUCACUGCAGAAUCAGGGCCACGUUUUGUCCCUAAGCUAACAAUAGCCCUUGACCCUAAGGAUGGUUCGCCAAUGGAUGCCUGGCUGAGUCCGGACACUAGGAGGGUGUUGCAACAGGUUGGACGAAACAGACGACGCGAAACCAGGAGGCCUUCAGCUCAUCCGGAUCAGAUUCACAGAACGAAAACAUCCAACUCAAGUUCAGCCGCCUCGGUUGACACGAGUCCAGAUCGUCAUCUUGUGGACAAUAACAACAAAGACUUCGCGCAUGGCACUUCUCUAGAAACCACUUCUGAAGCCAAUACAGAAGAUGAGGAACAGGUGGAGACAAUUGAAAUCCCCUUGACCUCGGAUUCUGAAUUCUUCCAGAUCCUACGUGCAGAACUAAAAGCACUAGAGAACCUUCAACACGAGGAGCAACAUGUCAUCACAACAGAUAUUGAGUCUCUAUCUCGAGAUCUACAAGUUCUCAAAGCCUCUGCGCAGAAAUCAAAGUGGUCGAAGAAGGAACUCGACAUAUGGCGAGAAAUCUUUCGGCUAUACAUCGAAAGCGAAGUAUUCAUGUCCGACCACGAGUCCGACGCAGGCGCACGCACAGCCGAGAAAGCAGAAGAACAACUAGCCCUCUUCCAGAAACAGCUGCGAGACAUUAACACCAACCCACCCAAACCCAAAACCAAAGAAGCACACAUCGCGCUCGAACGAUUCAUGAACAUCAACACCACUCUCCUACGUCUCCUCAAGUUCCAAGAACUAAAUCGCAGAGCCCUCGCGAAGAUCAUGAAGAAAUUCGACAAAAAGACCAGUCUACACGCCAUGGCACCAGUCACAAAAGCAGAUCUCCUGCGCAACUUCAACACAGAUCCUACGGCCGUCGUCUCGCCCCACGACCUCGCUCGUUCAACCGCUUUCACCAUCUCACAGAACCUAUUAAGUCUAAUACCCCAGCUCAGCGACUACCUCUGCCCAAUAUGCUGCUACAUCACCUACAAACCCGUCAGACUACGCUGCAACCACGUCUUCUGUAUACGCUGUAUGAUUCGUAUGCAGAGAGAUGAAAAAGACGAAUGUCCGCUUUGUCGGCAGAGGGUGGUCCUGGAGGCGUCGGAGGACAAUCUUGACAAGGACCUCAAGCACUUUUUGAAAAAAGAGUUUAGAGCAGAAGUUGAUGAGAAGAAGAAGGAGAAUGAGUUGCAGGCUGGGAAGGAGCUUUUUGGUGAGGAUUAUCAGGGCACGCAUAAAUGUGUUGUGAUGUGA
Molecule: messenger RNA, 1488 nt
Organism: Lithohypha guttulata
Lineage: Eukaryota; Fungi; Ascomycota; Eurotiomycetes; Chaetothyriales; Trichomeriaceae
Exons: 1
Coding region: 1-1488 (495 amino acids)
Source: RefSeq, a predicted model, not a curated record